ACGGUACCAAACAUGGGAUAAAGAAUUCAACCGGCUGCCAUCCAUCGAUCUUUCUUCCAGCCGCCACACCAAGGCGCAUUUAUCCUUCAGAAUUUGGUUGCUAUUUUUGUUUAUAUAGUCAACAUAGCAGCCUUGUCUUUCUCACCUCACUAAUUUUCUUCCUCAUGGAAAACUUUCCACUUUUUAGUUUCCCCCCUCCAUCUUCGGCGAUCGUGAAUAAUUCUCGUGCUCAUGCUGAAUUAUUUCAAGGUAUCAAUACUGCAAAUGAAUUCACGGGAGUUAAAUCUGAGAUUGAAGUUCCUGCUGGUGUGAACAGGGAUAGACAAGUUCCGGUUAAUGAGAAAAGCUCGGCGGCGGCCGGGACGGGGUCUGAAGAGAAAGAAGGGAAGAAGAACAAGAGGGAGAAAAAAGUUAGAAAGCCUAGAUUUGCGUUUCAAACCAGAAGUCAAGUUGAUAUACUGGAUGAUGGGUAUAGAUGGAGAAAAUACGGACAGAAGGCAGUAAAGAAUAACAAAUUUCCCAGGAGUUACUACAAAUGUACGUAUCAAGGAUGUAAUGUGAAGAAGCAAGUUCAACGAUUAACUAAAGAUGAAGGGGUUGUUGUGACGACCUACGAAGGCAUGCAUUCACAUCCUAUACAGAAGUCUAAUGACAACUUUGAGCAUAUCUUGAGUCAGAUGCAGAUCUUCUCUUCAUUCUAAAUCAUAUAUAUCAUAUAUAGGCGAGAAUGUUCUGGUGGCCUAAUGAUCAUUUCUCCUUUGUAAAGGUCUCAUGCAAAAUUUAAUAGGUAUGGGGUUUGAACCGAUCGAACCUCAACAUUCAAUAUAUAUAUAUAUAUAUAUAUAUAUAUCAUAUAUAGGCAUGCAUAAGCAUAGGUCUAGACGUUCCACAUAUAUUUAUUUGUAAAUUACAAUUACUUCACAGAACAGCUGCUUUCAAAUGAGGUGUGUUUCCAGAAAGCAGAAACGUUUCUAUAAUUUUCUUUUUUAUGGACAGCAGACUGAGAAUGAAUAAUGGUUACAAUU
This is a messenger RNA of Rubroshorea leprosula, 1025 nucleotides long. The record is from the annotation of a GenBank genome assembly. NCBI's taxonomy places the organism in Eukaryota, Viridiplantae, Streptophyta, Magnoliopsida, Malvales, Dipterocarpaceae.